CACAGCUCCCUGGAUUAAUAACCACCAUGAACCUUAUUAUGAAAGUGAGGUCUUCUCGGAGCUAGGGGCUUCUUUGGAAUUAAAUGUGAGUUUCGUAAUUUACUCCAGGCUUGACCAACUAACAAAUAUUCCUAAUGUAGCUAUUUGGGGGCGUCUUGACUCCGAUGGUGCGAGAAUUUCCCCGCGUAAACAUCCCGCGCCUAGGAAUAUUUUUAACGUCCUUCCCUAGUAAGGAAUUCAAACUCCCGAAGGCAUCGGCUUUGGACAUGUAUAUUGGUGGCCUUGAUAAUUUGCCAGACCAUGCGACCUACAUCCCUAUUAUCUCGAAAUAUUUUGAGCAUAUACAGCAGGAUUCGUUCUGGGAUUGUGCGGUGGGGGGCUGGGGAUUGGAUAUUGUCAGACCAUACCAGCAUUAUGGAUUUGCGCAUACCUCUUCGAUAUACUCGUUUGGGGGCCAGAUUUACUGUGCAACCCCUGGCCUAGCCGACUCUGUCUGGAGGGAUAGCAUUGAAAGGGUAAAUAAAGACGUGACUAUGCUCAUGAAAAUGAACAAGGAAGAGCUUGAGGCUUACACACUAGCUAAGCAGCUCGAUGCAGAAGCUAAUCGGCGGUCAGAACAAGCAAGAUUCCGAACAGAACGGUCGAAACUUGCACAAUCGAUAAUAAAAGCUCUGUCAGACGUCGAAGAGACGUGGCGAACGGGUAAUACAGACUUCGAGGUACAAAAGGAAAAAGAGCUCCUCAGUCUGUUAUCAAAGGAAGCCGAAGAACAGACCAAGGAAGUGCUCGAAUUCGUGAAGGUCAAUGGAGUUCAUGAUCCAAAAUAUACGGAGCACAAAGCGUUUCUCAGAAGAAUGAAUCGGCACCUGCGCACAAUGCUGUUAAAAUUUAGAACGUUUGCAAAGGAGGACAAAGAACAGCCAUUUCAAAAACUUGUCGAGAGAAUGACGGCGGUCCUCGAAGCAUGUUCCGUGGUUCUGCAAGGGGGCUUGAAUGGAGUCAUGCCGGCAAAUAUCGAGGAGUUCAUUCAAAACCCUACGAACGAUGCACAGAUAUCCGCGGCAUCCUCGCUGAACGACCAUGAGGAUGUUGAGAUGCAGGAGGCGGAGAUAAAUGUGUCAAUGGAGCAGGCAAAGACUGCAGUUGAAACAAAUGACCAGAAGCUUUGCUCCAGCAUUGGGGCAACUCUGCUCCACAGCCUGAGUCUGAAUACCUUGAGUCUAGCGAUUGCUUGCAUCCUUCUGGCUCAUGUCCAAACCGAUAUACGAAGGGCUUCAUACGCCGAGAAUGGCGCCUCGCUCCUCGAAAAGUUGAAGGGAAGGACGUAUGAUCGAAAUACUCUUGCAUUUUGGGGGGAUAUUGUGAAUACGGUACGUGCUAGCAUCAAAAACGAGGCAGUUCUGGCACCUUGCGGAAGGUAGAGGAACAAAUCGACAACCUUGGCACCUGUCAGUGCUGUCAGCUCCUGUAUUUAUAGAUAUAGGAUUAAGAGUUUUGUACAGCAUUUGGUAUAGAGAGAGAAGAGCUAUUGUAGUAGAUACCUACCUACCUAAGGUAGGUCGGUAGGUAGGUAAGGUAAGGUUAGGUAAGGUAGGUA
Molecule: messenger RNA, 1597 nt
Organism: Amorphotheca resinae ATCC 22711
Lineage: Eukaryota; Fungi; Ascomycota; Leotiomycetes; Helotiales; Amorphothecaceae
Exons: 1
Coding region: 165-1421 (418 amino acids)
Source: RefSeq, a predicted model, not a curated record